Molecule: messenger RNA, 6500 nt
Organism: Astyanax mexicanus (Mexican tetra)
Lineage: Eukaryota; Metazoa; Chordata; Actinopteri; Characiformes; Acestrorhamphidae
Gene: acer3
Product: alkaline ceramidase 3
Exons: 11
Coding region: 601-1404 (267 amino acids)
Biological process (GO): ceramide metabolic process; phytosphingosine biosynthetic process
Cellular component (GO): endoplasmic reticulum membrane
Source: RefSeq, a predicted model, not a curated record
CCACAUUUGCUCAGGUAACAAGUUAAAGCUUCCAAACAUAUCUGAUGUGGCCAGAAAUGUAUAUAGUACUAAAAUGCUGUAUCUGUACUCAGCUGGAGUAUUUUUGGAGUAAUAUUUUUUUCUCCUUCUUCCACUUUUACACAGGCACAACUAUAGCACGGUUGAACCUGAGAGGGCGUUGCAGAGGUGGAAAUUACCACAAUAAAAGCGUUUUUUUUUUUAGAUUAGGAAAUGUUUAUAAAAAUUAUAAGCAGGAGUGGUGUGUUUAAUCACUUCAAAGGAACACAUUUUAAGGGGCGUGGUUAAUUCCAUGGAAUACCUUUCAAUAAGUGCAUUCUAUGGCACCUUUAAAAAGCUAGUGCACUACGUAGGGAACAUAGGGGGUAGGGCACCAUUUGGGACACAGCCUACUCUAACUGCUCCCAAUGAAACAAAGCCUCACCCUGCUGCAGCUGCUUUAUAACUAGCCUACGGCUACUGUUAACCUCACCUGUACUUUAGCCUGCUGUGCUCUGAUUGGCUCAAACCCCGAGUCCGUUACUAGGGGAAACCGAAGCCACGCCUUUCACGCGGACUGUGAUCCUCCCUCUCAUUCUCAUCAUGGCUCCGGUGGCGGACAGACAGGGCUACUGGGGGAGCCCGACCUCCACGCUGGACUGGUGCGAGGAGAACUAUGUCGUGUCGUUUUACAUCGCGGAGUUCUGGAACACCGUCAGUAACCUGAUCAUGAUCAUCCCUCCAAUUCUUGGAGCCCUGCAGACGUCUAAAAAUGGGCUUGAGAUCCGCUAUGUGUGGGCUUAUUUAGGACUUGCAGCUGUUGGAGUUGGAUCAUGGAGCUUCCACAUGACACUGCAGUAUGAAAUGCAGUUGUUAGAUGAGCUGCCGAUGAUCUACAGCUGCUGUGUCUUCGUUUACUGUAUAUAUGAAUGCUUCAAGCAAAAAAAUGGCAUCAACUAUUUCCUCAUCGCACUUCUGCUUUUAUUCAGUAUUAUUGUUACAGUGGUGUACUUGCAGUGGAAGGAGCCAGUGUUUCAUCAGGUCAUGUACGGCAUGCUGGUGGCGUGUUUAGUGUUCCGGUGUGUUUUCAUCGUCACAUGGGUUUAUCCGUGGCUGAGAGCACUCUGCUACACGUCUUUAACCGUCUUCCUGUUGGGAUUCGUUUUAUGGAACAUUGAUAACAUAUUCUGUGACUCUUUAAGGGCCACACGGCAGAGCCUUCCACCUGUAGUUGGAGCAGUGACUCAGCUCCAUGCUUGGUGGCACAUUCUGACUGGUCUUGGCUCUUACCUCCACAUCCUUCUCAGUCUUCAGAUUCGUUCAACCUACCUCAAGUACAGGCCGAAAGUGAAGUUUGUAUGUGGCAUUUGGCCAAUGCUGCACAUCGAGUCCCAGAAGACAAGCUGAAAGCGCACCAAGGGGAUGAAGAUGGCAGCCAACCACAGACCUCGGACGCUACGAGGUCCAGCCAGUCGCCUCCAGCAGAACCUGGACGUGACCAGCAGCUGGACGUUUGGUCCUCCCAUCCCCACAUUCCCCCGCUUCAGUUUGCCAAGUAUAGUUUGGAGAGAGUUUGCCUGCUGUGGAGAGAGAGAGAGAGAGAGAGAGAGAGAGAGAGAGAUGGUCUGUGUUUCUUUGUUUUAUUCCCGGAUAGAUCAGAGCUUCGUGCUAUGCGUGUAGAGAGAUGACACACGGUAUGUUUGCACACGGUAGGCUUACAAUAGCAGCAUUCACUAAGGACUGACUAAAUUUGAUUAUUGUUUAGAUUAUGGUCAAAUUGAUUUUGACCAGAUUGGAUGAAAACAGGAGAUUUAGGUCCUCAAUGUAGGAAUGAUGUAAAAAAAAAAAAGGUAACAUUUGAUUAUAUAUCAGAUAUUAAUCAUAUCUAAUCAUUAUCAGCCUUAUUGUAAUUUGUUUUUGUUUUAAUGUCAUUUACCGAUUUCAGCUAGACUACUUCCUUAUCUUCUGCGAUUGGGAAUGUACAGCAUGUGAAACAUCACAAAUUGUCAUUACUGUAAUUAUUUAAUUGAAUGAUUAAUUGAAUUUAGUUUUUUUGUGCUGUAGAGAUCUUACGUUCAGUCUUUUUUUAACAAUCAAAAGGGGAUUUAAUACGAAUCAAAGGGAUAAAGUCAGGUUUUUAUUAUUUUUUUUUUUAUGAGACGUUGAUGAGACAAAUAGUAUUAACCUUUUUUUUUUUUUUUCCUAGCCGUUUAAUCCUCAUCAAAUGAGGAGUUGAGUGACUGCAGUAAUUAUGCAAAAUGUUACAUUACAUAAUAGUACUGUAAAUGUGGUAUUUUAUCGUUUGUUUAAUAUUUCAAAAGAAAUAUCAUUUUUCUAAAUUCCUCUAGAAUUAAAUAUUUAGGUUGUAAACAGAGACAUUCACGUGGAGUUUGGUUUGAAACAUUUGGUUUUCAAUGGUGCCUCUAAAAGCUCUCUAAUAGACUGUAAUUAUAUUAAUAAUAAAUGACUAAAUAGUUUCAAGUAUAUUAACAUACAAUAUAUGGCCUGUAUAUGUCUUUGUUGUAAGGGCCAAAAUUGUGGCUAAGCUGUCUGCUAGGCCACCCGAGCCACCAGAGGGAGACACAGAACCACCACACACUGAUUAGGCUUUCACCACCACUGUAUAUGUACACAACAAAUCCAUCAUAUAUAUUUUAUCUAAUUAGCCGUUUCUCACCAAACCCUCCUCUCUGAAUGACUGUGUUUACAUCAGAUCCAUCACUGAAUUAUGCAAUCGUUUUAAAAAAUGUGUGGAAUUCCCUUUUAAUUGUGUUUGAACCAAUGACUGUAGAAAACAUGGACACUGUGGUUAUAUUUCCUUCUCUUCUGUAAAAAAUGGUGCCAAAAUAUUCCACCAUGUUUUACGUAAAAUAGACUUUUGAUGUAGUAAAACAUGAUAAAAAGUACUUACCUUUGAUAAUUAUCACAACUCCUUUCUCCCACAGCGUUCUGAGAUCCAAAAAUUUUAACAGGUCGUCCAAACACCCUUCAGACUGGGUGACACAGGGCACAAUUUGCCCUGAUAAAUUGAUUUUCCACCACUAUCCAGGCUUAAAGUAGCUCCACACCUCCUUGCUAGAAUCCGAAGAGCCCUGACAUUUAAAACGAGGCAUUAAUAACUUUAAAAAGUGCACAAGAAGCUUAUUAAACAACACUGUUUACAUCCCGUAACUCUAGCUUCAGCUCAGAGCGCCGCCAUCACUGUACCGAUAAUGACAUAGACAUUGAUAUAUAUACAUAGACUCUGCAUAGCAUAGCAGCCAGUGCCAGGAGGCAGGCUAUGCGGAAUCUAUGUAUAUAUAUAUAUAUGUCUGUCAUUAUCAGUACAAUGAUGGCAGCACACAGACUGGUGUUUCUGCAUCUAAUCAAUCUAAGAUUGAUUCUUUUAUUUACAUUUUAAUAUCCGCUAUUACAGUUUUAAGUCUUAAGAAGUAAAAAAAGCAAAAUAUUGUUGUGAUCAAUUGGAUGGAUUUUUUUUUUAAAUGAUUAACACCACUAAUUUUAUGGUCGUUUUUCUGGACAGAGAGUUUUUCCUGGCAAGUCCUGAAUGAAAUGUUCCUUUCAAUGGAAAUUCUCAGCCUAGGCUUAGGCUCAGUUUGGGGAACUACCCUAUAAUGUUUUGAAACUCAUUUCCAUGGGAAAAUAAAAUGUGAAAGUAUUCGCCUAAGACCUGUUGUGAGGGGCGGAGCUACACAUCAUACUGCAACUAGCCAGCAGAGGUGUUAGACCUGUGGUAGCUUCAGUUUUGGAAACCCUGUGCUGUCCAUGCUUAUGUACAGUCAUUGGUUUUAUUUCAUGUGUUUUUAUUAUUAUUUAAUGUCCAGCAUUGAUUUGCCUUUUUAUAAUUUAUUCUGUGAACAAAAGUGGCUCCUUAUAUGAAGAAAUACGGAAGUUCUCAUAUCGUAAGGCAGUAUUUUAUGAAGGAAUAGCAUUGAAAAGUAUGGAAACCACUGAAGUAGUGAGUCAAGCUCCACAUCAUCAUUACUUCACCUUUCACAGUUCAGCAACACUACUGUCGGCUACUGGUGAUACCAGUCCUGGUCUCACACUAGUCUAGGAUUCAAUUGGUUCACCAGGCCUGUCUGUGUCUUCCGUAUCGGCUGCAAGAUCCAGAACCAUUCAUUAUCAGACCAACAAACAUUUCAACCUGUGAACAAACAUGCUGUAUGUUUUACUUGUCAUGCAUCUAUACCCUACAUACAGUAUUUUACAUUAUAUAUUUGGUUAUGCUUAUGAAAGAAUACAACAAAAACAUAGUGCAUCAUAGUAUUGUUCUUUUUGGUUCUGUUUUUUUUUUUUUUGUGGACUCAUCCCCUACUGACUGAAGCAGCAUACUCUCAUACUUGCAUACUGUGUGUGGCCGGUUUAUUAGAAACACCUAAAUUGUCUAAAAUGUGCCAGUACAAGCACAUUGUUAAUUUUAUCAGAACAUUUAUAUAAACAUUCAUAUAUUUUUUACACUUUAAGGCGUACUUAAAAUCCUUUAAUUUUGCCAAAAAUCGUCAAUUAGAGGUGAUUAUUAUCAGACUGUAGCCUGCCGCUAACCCCAGCUGGCGCUGAUGGAGCAGCAUUAGCGUUAGCCCCUAACCAUGCUAAGCGUUAGAUCUUUCCCCGUGCAGAGGGGAGUAUAUAUCGGACUGUAGUCUGCGUGUUUACCGCGUUAAAACAAGGUCUAGCUAACGAACCUCUAGCUAAUAUCGGUCUGGCUUACAGUAACAUUUAGAUUGCUCAGUGUGGUGUUGUCGGACGGCAUAGUGCUAGCAGUUAGCCACUAAUGCUAAUGCUAAUGCUGGAGCCUUUGUGGAAAUCCAGCGCUCGUUUGACUUUAAAUGACUUUAAGUCUUUUUUUUUUUGUUAUCACAGUUUUGUGUAACCACAAUCUUGACAUGUUCUCCCUCACCAGUCUUACACACUGCUUUUGGCAAACUUUAUGCCUGCCACUCCUGGUGCAAAAAUUCAAGCAGUUCAGCUUGGUUUAUUGGCUUGUGAUCAUCCAUCUUCCACUUGAUUAUAUUCCAGGGGAUUUCAUUUUGCUAAAAUCAAAGAAACUCAUCAUUUAGUUGAGUAGUUACGAGCUGUAUGAGAGUGACACUCGUCAGGGUUCAGCACCAGCAUAUCCAACCAAUAACUAAUGCUUAAUGAUAAUAAAUUCUAACUAAUACUAAUGAAGGGGAUUGUUAACGCAAUCUGGGCAUCAGCAGAUGGGCUGUAGGUCAAGCUCAGGGCUUCCUUGGAGAAGACCUUUAGUAGUCUCAUACUGUGUUCAGUAGUCCGACUGUCUGAGGGAAGAAACUGUUAUGCACUCUAACCAUAAACUUAAAACACUGUCAGAUUGUCCAGAAAACACAUGUUUGUAUGUGUUUCUAAUAAUCCGGCACUACAGUGUAUCAAUGAAACAAUCAAUAAAACAAAUGAUGCUUAUGAUUUUUUUUUUCUCAUCGAUUUUGGAGUAAGAGCACAAAGCCUUAGCAACACUGCACAACCAACACUUAACGCUAAUACUGGACCCUUCUUGUAAUAACCCUCCCUGCCUUGAAAUUGCGCUUGUUUGUGGCCUACUUGAACUGCCAGUGACUGUGUUAAACUUAAUAAAAGCUGUGCCAUGUUUUGGAGGUUGGGUAGUCCAGGUCCAGGACGUGAAAAUCCACCCCAGGAUCCUGUUCCAACUGCAGUUGGAACAGGAUCCUGGGGUGGAUUGUCACGUCCUGGACCUGGACUACCACCUCUAGUUGUGGCUUUGCAAGUUAUUGUAUCAGUACAUCAGAAAAUCACUAUAUAAAGCACAGUUCUACAGGAACGUAUCGUAGAACCUGUUCUGAUUAACUUGCUGCUUCGGAUAGACUGAGGUUUAGAAGACCUGAUAUUAGUAUUGAGGGUGCCUUAGUGUUUUUUAUUUUAUUUAUUUAUUUUUUUUUUUCUUUCCUGUUGGUAAAAUAUAUUCCAUGCUGCCUUGAUGUCCCUCAUAUCUCUCCUAUCAUAUCAGCUUUCAUGUGCAUCUUCCUCUUACUCAUCCUCAUCCUCAUAGCAUACAAGCCAAGUAAUAAGCUGUUACCCUUAUGUGCCAAUAUACUGUAUUCCGCAAAAAGAGAUCAAACAGAAAAAAAGGAAACUUGCUGAAACUACUGCCAAACCCAUGUAAUCUGCUGUCAGCGUUUAUGAAGAAAUAGCAGGAAUCAAUUCAUUAGUCUUCAUCUGUCAGACAGAGGCUGUUCCUGCUCUGACUUAUUAUGUGUAUGUGUGUGUUUUUUGUUGUUGUUUAUUUGUUUAAAAAAAAAAGUAUGAUGUAGGUUCAGCCAUUUCAGUUUUGUGGAAUUAAAAGUCUGUUAUUGGAACAAGCCUGAUAUCCUCUUUUUUCUUUUUCAUAAGUAAAUAAAUAUGUACAUUCAUUUUUACAUGCUUUGAUAAUGACCAGAAAGAGUAAGACCUGUUUUUUUUUCUUAAAAUGCUAUUAUUUCUACUAAAUGUCCAUUAUCUGUAUUAUGUAUAAAUCUGGAUAAAUUUUA